This is a messenger RNA of Ooceraea biroi (clonal raider ant), 1206 nucleotides long. RefSeq lists its product as uncharacterized. Lineage: Eukaryota; Metazoa; Arthropoda; Insecta; Hymenoptera; Formicidae. The record is from RefSeq and is a predicted model, not a curated record.
AUGACCGAGAUCCUCAACAUCGGGGGCGAGCCGAUCUUCGACGAUCGCAUCGUCAAGAGCGAGACUCACACGUACAAUCCAUUCGCCAAUAUGACGUUCGGACACAGCGACGAGAUAAGAAUACUCAUACAGCAACAGGAUCUGUACACGCUACCACAUGAAAGUUUUCUGUACAUCGAGGGCAACUUCACGGUGCAGAACAGACCUGACGGCACGAUUCCAAGACUGGGAAAUAACUGCGUGGCGUUCAUGUUCGAUGAGAUUCGCUACGAACUUGACGGCGUGGAGAUUGAUCGCAACAGAAACGUUGGCAUAACCAGCACGCUCAAAAACUAUACGACGUUAUCACCCGCUAGAGCUCUAAUCCUGACCAAUGCCGGGUGGAACAUUGCGUAUCAACGUGUAGUGGAGGGAAAUUUCAACUUUUGCGUGCCUCUCAACAUGCUGCUAGGCUUUUGUGAAGAUUACAAACGCGUGGUGAUCAACGCUCGUCACGAGUUGAUUCUAAUACGAUCGCGCAACGACAACAAUUGUGUCCAGGUGGAUGGGACAGCGCAGCCACGGAUCGACAUAUUCAAGAUACAAUGGCGAAUGCCACACGUGCUGUUGGAUGAAGUCACUAAACUAUCGAUGCUGCGCACCUUGGAGAGUGGACGAUACCUCAGCAUGGGGUUCCGAUCGUGGGACCUGUACGAGUAUCCACUGCUUCAGAGCACGACCAAGCACUCGUGGGCCAUUAAGACCGCGCCGCAACUUGAGAAGCCGCGAUACGUGAUCUUCGCGUUGCAGACUGGGCGAAAAAAUGUAUCAAACGAAGACAUUACCGUAUUCAACGACUGCAAACUCGUCAACGUGAAACUGUAUCUGAACUCGGAAUGUUAUCCGUACGACGACAUGAAUUUGGAUUUCGACAAAGGCAGACACGCCAUCCUUUACGAGAUGUACUCGUGUUUCCGUAAGGCGUAUUAUGGAUGUGAUUGCGACGAGACGUUCCUGACCACUAUCAUUUUCCUUAUUCGCGGACGUUUGGUGGUUAUCGAUUGUUCGCGACAGAAAGAGUCGAUUAAGAGCGCCACCGUGGACGUGCGCUUGGAAUUUGAUUGCAAGGAGAACGUACCGGAUAAUACGACGGCCUACUGUCUCAUCAUACACGAUCGCGUAGUCGAAUACAGCCCGUUGACCAACGUUGUACGCAGAAUCACCUAA